GGAAAAGUUACUGGCCCAACAAUGGUUUUUAUUACUGGUCAUGUCGGACCCAUAAGUCUUGCUAUUUUUUGAAAAAUUACUGGUCCGACAGCGAUUUUUGUUGGUCGGGGACCGUCGGACCGGCGCUAGUGUCGCGCCCUGGUUAUAUCUUCUGUCAGAGAUAAUUAUGGAAAGGGCGAGUCUUUAGGUCAAAGGUCUAGAUUUGUUAGCAUGUUGGUUCCUGCACGAUAUUAAGUUCAAUCAUAUUGAAUGAAUUUCUGAUCGCAUUAAGCGGGGGCAUCUACGUCAAAUUUCUAAUUUGUUUCUGUUUCUGUGUGAUCAUAGAAUAAAUUCAUUAGGAAGAAAGGGAUCACGUAUGAAUAUGAACAAAAUUUACAAAUACAUUCAGAUUAAUGUUAUAAUAUGAUUUUGACCAUAAUUUUUGAUGAACAGAAACAACUUGAAACCAUGGCGAAAUCUAGGGCUAAAUCAAGACACUCAAAGUCGAAGAAUACAGCAGCAUCUUCCAGUAGCAGAGGGAGACCCAGUGGGAGAAGCCCAAAAGGAAAAUCUAAAUCUGGACGCAAGCCCCUAGAAAUUAAAGUUACAAGAGCUAGAGGUAAGAAAGAUGCUUGGGAGUCAAGGGCAGUCUUCUCUUCCAACACAUCUGGCACAAUGUUCAGGAGCAUCGGGGUCAACACAGAGCCUGUUGAGUUUGCCGCUGAUGUAAAGAUGCCAAGGCGAGCUAAAGUGCCCAAGAAUGAGCCAUUACUACAGAAGGUUGUAACUUAUAUGCGUACCUUCAACCAUGCUAGAGCUCUGAGUGCCCUACUAACUAGCCCUUCUGUUCGCAGUGCUCUUCCAGCAGUGGUAGAAGUUGAAGUACGCAAAGAAGUUCAGAGGUUUGUGAAGAAACCCCUCAGCUUUCCCAGUCCACAGAUCGUAGCUACAGGAGACAAGACACAUCGUAUUACUGAGUCUGCUUGGGGACAUAUUCUGGCUGAAUUCAAAAAGGAGAUGCCAGUUUUCUACAUGUCAUGUAUGGCAGCCUUGGCUCCCAAGAACAAACAGUAUACAAUCAAUAAUCCUGACAGCUAUGAAUCAUCCAACAGAGGUAGACUUGGUAUGAUGAUGACCAUUCCAUUGUUUACUCGUCGUGAGCGUAAGUUUCAGUAUCUGUCCAGUCUUAUUGGAGGUCAACUCUGGCGUCAUGGAUGUCGACAGAGGAUUUUCCAUGAACUUUAUCGUCUUGGUGUAAGCCAGAGAAGACAUGGAUCUAUGGAUGCUGCUAGAUGGUUAGAAGGAGAAACCACAAAAGGAGACAGAAUUAUGAAACAAAAAUAUAAGAUUAUGGAUGAGGUAGAAGCUUUACAGAAUGGAGUCCUGCCGAGUGCAGAGCGCUAUGAAACAAGCGAUGAUGAAGGAAGCAGUGAAAGUGACGAUGAUGAGAGUGAAGAGGAGGUUGAGGAGUCUAGUGAUGGAGAGAGUGAGGAAGAUCUUCUAGAAGAGAGUGAUGAGGAAGACGAGAUCAUGGCCAAACCAGAGAGGGUCAGAGGUCGUGGUAAGAGGGGUCAGCAUCAAGUGGUGAUUGAAGAAGCAGUGAUGGAAGAUAACUGGCAAAAUGAUGCUAAAGGGAAAAGAAGCAGCUCAGAAGUUGUCAUCUCUGAGAUGGUGAAGAUUGCAGAACAGAUGUCAGAGACAUCAGAGCAGAUGAAAUCCUCUAUGAAACGGAAGAGAAGUGCCAGACCAGAUGAGGUAACAGUCUUAUCACAGGACAACAACCAGAUUGUCUUGCAGGUGAGCAAAGAAGGAAUGACAACUGGGAUACCCAUUUCGGAUGCUUCUUCAGGUUUGGCUAUGCCUAUCAUGGUGGAAUCAUCGGGUCAAGGAGGCACAAUGAAUAUCAACCAAGUUAUGAUGGAUGGUAUACCCACUCAGAUCGUCCAACAAGAAGUUGUUACUGAGGAAGAAAUGGAUCCAGAGAUGAUGGCUGCUCAGCUUUUGCAACAUGUUCUUCCAACAGAGAUCAUUACCACUACUCAGACCAUUCCACAGGAGGUAGUGACCUCCUCAACAUUGCAGACUGUAACUCCAGAGCAAGGUGUCCAUAAUGUAGUUACCAUCCAGGCAAGUCAAGAAGGACAGCAGACCAUAGUCACACAGAAUAUUGUUCCUCAGGAGAUAGUCCAAGAGCAAGUGGUUCAGGAGAUUCAAGGAGAAGAGAUCAUCCAGGAGAUUGUUCAACAGGAGGUGGUGACAGAGGGAACUUUGGAGGAAGGAGCAACAGAAGGAGAGGUUCUACAGAGUGAGAUGGUACCUACUCAGAUCAUCACUGACAUGGGUGAUGGAGAAAUGGCUACCGUUGUUGUAACAACUGAAGUUGUCACAACAGAUGAGGGAGGGACGACGCAAGUCCUUAUGGUCGCAGAAGAUCAACGAACCCCAGCCAAGAGGCCUGCAGAAACAGAACCCGAGUCAGAAGGCAAGCGGAAGAGGAAAAUAAGAGCUCCUUAUUCGCCUUGAUAGAUUGUUCAUAAAAUCGGAUUCCUGUCUAUUUUAUUAUAUUUGUGUAAUUUUGUAAUUAUAUAUCAGUGCUAAGAUGCAGUGUAAAUAAGCUUUAUUUAAGAAAGAUUUUUAAGAUUUAAAGAAGGAAACAAUUGGAACAAGUAAGAUGGUGUGAAAACAGGAAAUCAAAGAAUAAAAUAAUGAAAAUUGGAGAUAAAUUGGAUCAAUGAUGAAAAUGAUAAGAAUGAUAAGAAUUUUAUUGGUGGAAACAUUAAUGCUUAGGGAUCCUCCAAAAUGCAACCAAGACUAGUGAUGCAAUACAUGAACAACUCUUGCCUUUGUAAAAAUAAAUCUCAUUGCUCAUUCUAAUGGGUAGUACAAACUCUUCGUCCAUGAUAUACAUGUAUUUUAACUUCUUUACAUUUCCUACAAUCAAAAGAACCUCAGAUAUACUGAUAAACCUUAUAUAAAGGAGACAAUUUAACUUUGAAUUAUGUGUGUACAAAAGUAGUAGGAAAGUUGUAUGUGUAGCAUCACACAUCUUGUUCACAUUGCUAUUAUAGGAGGAUCUCCAUAGCAUUAUUGAUUUAAACAUUCAAGUGCUCAUACUUAUUUUCUCAAAUUUUUCUUAAACUCUGAUUUAUCUAUUUCUUUGAUUUUCUGUUUCAUGCAGUUCAACUGAUUUCAAGGGUUUCAUUCUUCUUUGAUGUUUUUAUUGAACUCUAGUUGAUUUACUUUCUCUUUCUUAAAUACCUAUCUGUAUGGAUUACUUCCACAUGACUUUGGUACAAAUAUUGCUACCAUCACUUCCUAUAAUGAGUGCUCACUUUUCAGUUAUAUUUUAUGUUCCACAUUUUAAUGGACUUAUGAGUCAUGCAGAUGCCAACAUGAAUACAAAUCCUGCUAUUUAAAAAAAUGUAUAUUUAUGAUGGAUUGUUGUUACUGGUUUGAUUAAGGCAUUUGUUAACAUUGAUUUGACAAAAAAACAAAUUAAACUACAAUCUUUCUGUAAAAUAUUGCACAUGAAAAUCCUGACCAAAUGCUUAAAAAAAGUAAAUGAAUUUACUAGAUAUACCAUCCAAAGUGUAUUCUAAAUACUGCAUGGGUUACAAUUACUCUCCCAGAAAAUGAAUUAAAUAGUGAUUUUUUCAGGCAGAGAUAUCUUGUAAGUGUCUGCACAUUUUUUUUUUACAUAAGACCUUUGUAAUGUUAUUCUAUGUCUUUACCCAAAAGUGAUAGUAUGGUCCUGUUGGACAAUCAUUAGUUCUGGUAUGUAAAUUAUUUCUUGCUGUUCAAUGAAGUCAUUCUGAUUUUAGAUCAACCAACAACGUUCUUAAAGGAAACAAAAUAAUGUAUAAACUCUGUAUUCAUUAAUUGCAAUGGAAGAAAAACUAUUGCAAGAACCCUUUUGUCCAGGAUUCUUGUAUUCAGUUGGUUGCAUCCAACAAAUUUAAUCUGGACCCAACUACUAAGAGUUUUAUUGCCAGACUUGGAAUGAGUCCUCCUUGUAAGCCAUCCGAAUGGCAACUUAAUCACCUUAGAACCACUGUCAAUAAGAAUGGAAAACAGAUGAGAUGGUUACCAAAGGAACUGUGCUGUGAAUUCUAUUAUCACCUUGGGUCAAUGUGAUCUGAAUGUAAAUCCUGCUUCUCAUCCAGAACUAAUAAAAACCACAAUGAUUUCUUUAUCCAACACUUCUAGACACACAUUAUUUUUCUUGUUGUAUUGGAUUGAUUUUUAUAUUCAUGUUUCUUUAUGAAAAUAAUUGUAUGAUAAUGAAUAUUUAAUGAACUAGAAUGACUACAGUACCCUUUGGUAUUCUUUCUUACUAUAUCACUGUAAAAGCUCAGAAGUAAUGGUUAAUUGAAUGAAAUGAAAUAUAGUGGUCUGUGUUUUUAUGAUGUUAUAGUGAGUCAGAAUAUGCCAAAAGAUGAUUUGAGCAGCUUAUGAGUUAUAUCUUUCAAGCUAACUCAAAAGUAUUUUUUUGUUUUGUUUUUGUGUUGUCAUUUGUCUUGUUUAUUGAAUACAUAUAUGAUGUACCUGAUGAUGGCAUGAUUUUGUACAUUUCAUCUUGAAAAUAUGUUAUCCAAUGAAUUUUUCUUCAGUUGUACAUUAAAGUUGAUUAAGUGUUGAAUUCAUUCAAUGUAGAUAGUUCUUUGUUUCAUAUGUAAAUAAAACUAAAGCAAAAUAUUGUUGGUUGUUCUAGAUAUCCUUUUGGGCAAUGUAUUUAAAUUGAAUGCUAAAGCAAAGAAUAGCCCUUUUAGUGUAUAUAUAUUUUGUAUACAAAAAAUAUAAAAGAAAGCAAAAAUGGAUAUUGUCAAAUGUUUUUUUUUUGUAAUUUUCUGAUUGGUAAUGCAUUUUUAUAGGUAAUGUCUGUAAUGACUUGUUAAACAGUUAUUUUAGAAAUACUGUUUAAAAUUUUGAUUGUGUUUUUAUUUUGAUCAACAUCAAUGUGUAUUGACUAUCAUUGGUUUCCAUUAAUGUUUUAAAUCCAACUUGGAGAUACACAGUGCAUCCCAGAAAAAACUAAACCGAGCUUAAGCGAUGUUUUAUCAUAACUUAAUCACAAAUACAAUAGACAAAUGACCUACCAUUGUAAAGCUUAGAAUCUCCUCUUUCAUCUGAAAUUACUUCGAAUAUUUCUCAUUCACACACGAGUGAGCAAAAACAAUUCGAAGAGGGGAUACCAAAAAGUCAUUUGGCGGGCUGUAUCUGGGUUUCAAAAAGAAAACCACAUUGUUAAAAUGUUCAAUAUCUGCUCUUUAAUUUGAUACCUCGAUUACAGAAAAUGGUCGAGAAAUAACAAAGUUCUGGUUAUUUGAAAUAAGGCUUGAAUUUCAAUAAUUUCAUAAAAUGAAGAGGUUCUACAGGCAAGCGUUCAAACUCACUUGACACUCCGUUUUGUUGACGAUCAGCCAUGCAUUAAGUCUUUUGUUAACCAUCCGAUAGCUUCUGUGGGAAACCGGUGAAACACGUUUAUUUAAUGAAAUUAUGGAAAUACAAGCAUUGUUUAGAGGGAACAUAACUUUUUUACUUCUUGACCAUUUUUUGUGAUUAAGGUAUCAAAUGAAAGAGCAAAUAUUGAACUUUUUAGGCAUGUGAUUUUCUUUUUGAAAUUCAGAUACCCCCCGCCAAAUGAGUUUUUGGUAUCCUUUGUUCAAAUUGUUUUUGCUCACUCGUGCGUGGAUGAGGAACAAUCUAAGUAAUAUUAGAUGAAAGAUGAGAUUCUAAGCUUUACAUUGGUAGGUCAUUUGUCUAUUUUAUUUGUGAUUAAGUUAUGAUAAAUCAUCGCUUAAUCUCGGUUUCAUUUUUUCUGGGACCCACUGUAUAUUUAAAAAAAAAAUUUCAAGUUCUAGUCACUAAUAUGAAAAUCAGAUAUUUUGUCAAUUAUUUCAUUUCUGUGAAAAUUGAAUUUAAUUACCUGCUCAAAUCAGCACAUAUCAGUGUUAGUCUUACAAAUUAUGGGUAUAUGAAGGGAUUCAAUAGACAAAAGUAGUUUGACCUUUUUUGGUAAAUGACACAAUGCUGUAAAUAUAUUUUGAUUUGUGUACACCAAUCCUCACAUAUAGGCUUAUAGCUACAUUUGUAUCAGAAUAACCACCUCUUUUAUAUGACAACAAAAAGUUAUUCUUAUUUUAUGGGAAUGAUAAAAUGUAAAUAUGCAGUACAAACUGCACAUUUGAGUUAAGUGUAAAGUUUUGAAGUGCAUGCUGAGUUUCUGUGUAAACUAUUUCUAUGUGUGUGUACUGCUAGAACAAGAUAUGGUAUAUUGGAAGGAAAUGAAGCACAUAAAACAAUCAUCUUUUUUUUAAGUAGAAGGUUGCUAUUUUUAUUAUUCAGGACAAGAACUAUCAGUAUUUGGUUGGUUGUAUUUUGUUCUAGCAGUACAAACCAACAUUUUCAUUGUUAUCGUGUUCACGUAUGUGUACAAAAACAAAUUCUAUAUUUCAUUUCCUUUAAAGUUAUCACAUAUUUUGCAAAGGGUGGAAAUAAAAUGUAGUCUCUCUGUAA
Molecule: messenger RNA, 6495 nt
Organism: Lytechinus pictus (painted urchin)
Lineage: Eukaryota; Metazoa; Echinodermata; Echinoidea; Temnopleuroida; Toxopneustidae
Exons: 4
Coding region: 403-2502 (699 amino acids)
Source: RefSeq, a predicted model, not a curated record